Molecule: messenger RNA, 2727 nt
Organism: Stegodyphus dumicola
Lineage: Eukaryota; Metazoa; Arthropoda; Arachnida; Araneae; Eresidae
Molecular function (GO): protein binding
Source: RefSeq, a predicted model, not a curated record
GUCUGUCGGGGCGGGUUUCUCAACUGACGUUUAAAGCGGUCUGCUUUGUUAGAGGGAUAUAUGUUGUUAUAUAUGGAAAUAUGUUUUCUGAAAGAAUGCCCUCAUACAAGAAUUGCUAGCGUGAUCUUCAGUAUUUGAAACUUAAAAGUAUUAUAACAUUUUACUAUAAGAAUCAGCAGCAUACAGAAAUAAUUAUACUAUUUAUGGAAAUCAUUAAAUACUGUUGAGAGUUCUAAAAAGGUGAAAAGGAACAAGACCCUUCACUUAUUACAUAAUAGAAAUGUAACAUUAUUAUGAAAAAAUGCAAAUGCAUAUUGCUGCUGCUUCUGGAAACAAGCCUUUGCUGAAGAAAAUAAUUAAAAUUCUUCCUUUGAAAUUGCUGGAAACUAAAGAUGAUUUGGGAAGAACUCCUCUGAUUUUAUGCAUUUUAAAUAAUAAAUAUGAAUGUGCAACUGUUUUGCUCAAGGCUGGUGUUCAGGUUGAUAAUUGUGAUAAUGCAGGAUGGACAGCACUUCACAAAGCAAUUAGUUUAGGUCGACACCGAUUCGUAAAACUUUUAUUGGCAUAUGGUUCCUCUUGGCAGCAGAGAAACUUUUUGGGACUUACUCCAUUACAUCUAGCUGCUGCUUAUCCUUCUACUAAAUGCUUAUCUCUGAUACUUAAAUACGUAAAACGUGGAGAAACUGAUAUUCAAGAUAGCAAAAAGAAAACUGCUUUACAUUGGAGUGCAAUUCGCUCAAAUCCUGAUCAUAUAAAACUUCUACUUGCUCACGGUGCAAAUAUCUGCAUACCUGAUGAGCAAGGUAAAACUCCAUUACAUUGGGCCGCGAUGAAUUUACUUCCUCGAGCCCUUAAUUGUGUCAAAUUAUUAUUGGCAAAACAGCGUAAUCUUGUUAACUGGCAAGAUUAUGGAGGGAGGUCUGCUCUUCAUCUUGCUACUGCAACUGGAAGUAUUGAAAUAGUUCAUUAUUUGGCUUCUAGAGAGGACUGUAAUAUUGAUAUUUUGGACAAUGCUUUUUGUACUCCACUGCACUGGGCUGCUAAGAAAGGGUUAGUAGAAAAAGUAUCCGUACUUCUGAACAAAGGAGCAAGUCAUUUAAGUGCUGAUGGUAGUGGAGCAACUCCUUUGCAUUACGCAGCAUAUAAAAAUAAUGCAAAGAUAGUUGAGAUGUUUUUGUCAAGAAUUUAUAUUGAUGAUGAAGAAGAUCUGGAAGGAAGAACUGCCUUCAUCUGGGCUGCUGCUACACAGGCAGAUGAGGCUGUUAAAGUUAUGGCUGCAAGUAAUGCAAAUAUAAAUCAUGCAGACAAAAGUGGAAUGACUGCCUUACAUGUAGCAUCAAUGCAUGGUCAUGUGUCUACAGUUCAACUGCUUAUUAGACUUGAUGCUUCAAUUAAUGCUAAAGAUAAAAGUGGAAUGAGUCCUUUAUUAAAAGCAUGUGAAUUUGGACGGGCUGCAGUAGCUCAGGUUUUAUUGGAUCAUGGUGCUGAUAUUAAUUUAGUGGAUAAUAAUGGCUGUUCUGGUUUACACUGGUGUGCACUUGGAGGUCAUGCUAACCUCUGUCAAAUAUUACUGAUGCGAGGUGCUGAUUAUACCGCCCAGGAUGUAACAGGGAUGACUCCACUGCAUUAUGCCUGUACACAAACUGGAAAUAUCAAUUGUGUUUCAGUCCUGCUUGAGUCAAAGGCUGAUCCAAAUGUUGUUGACGAAGAAGGAAAAACUCCUCUUCAUGUAGCUGCUCUUAGUGGCCAAAGAGGUGCAUCCAGAUUGUUGUGUGAAUAUAACACGAAUGUUAAUGCAAUGGCUAGGACUAAUGAUUGGCUUACAGCUUUGGAUUGUGCUAUUAUGAAAGAUAACCGCGAAGUAGUCUCCUUGCUACAGGGAUAUGAUGCUGUACGAGCGGAAGAAAUUAGAGAAUUGGCAGCUCGUAAAAUUCAAGCAUGGUAUCGUGAAAACAGAAGACAGAAGAAAAUACAGCGUUUCAUGUCAAGGAAUUAUGUUGCAAGGGUUCUUAUGUGUGUCGUCAAUAAAGUUUUCUGUGACUCAAAAAUUCCUGUUGCAUCAUGGAGAUUGUCUUCACUUUAUUGUUCUUCAGAUUUUGCAUCGAGACCAUUGCUUAUUGCAAAAGAAUCUACAGUUUUAGUAAAAGCAGGAGAAAAGAAAUGUUCCUUUGAGGAUUAUAUUUUAAAAAUGGAAAAUAGUUGUGCUAUUACAAUUCAAAGAGCAUGGAGAAGGUAUUCUAUGAUUUGUAAAUUUAAAAAAAUGCGUCGUAAAAUAAGAGACUUUUUUGAAACUGAGGAAAGCAGAGUGGAUGCUGAAAAACAAUGGCAAUUUAAACUGCAGUGUUUCUACAAUGAGCCUGAUGAAAUCUUUGUGUAGCUGUACUAUAUUUUAAAAUUUGAAGUGAUCAUGAAUUGCAGUGCAUUCUAGGAUAAUUUAAUUUUUUAAAUGUUUUAUAUUUUCAAUGAAAAUGCCAUAAUUUUACAAUUUAUAUAUAUGCAUAAAAUGAUUCUAUCUGAAAUAAGGUUUUAAAAAAGUUGCAUUUUAAGUAUUGUUAAUUUGGAUGCAAUUAUAUUCUUUUAAUUGCUGUAUUUUUAAUAUUAUCGAUUGUGGAACAAUACUCCAUAUAUAUGUUACGGUGAUUGCAAUGCAGAUAUGUACUAGUCAAAAUGAGGUGUGUUUUUAUAUGUAUAUUUGUAUUUUUAAUAAACAGUACUGAACAUCGUUUA